This is a messenger RNA of Papaver somniferum (opium poppy), 1926 nucleotides long. RefSeq names its product omega-hydroxypalmitate O-feruloyl transferase-like. Gene Ontology annotation, molecular function: acyltransferase activity, transferring groups other than amino-acyl groups. The record is from RefSeq and is a predicted model, not a curated record. The transcript is spliced from 2 exons. Lineage: Eukaryota; Viridiplantae; Streptophyta; Magnoliopsida; Ranunculales; Papaveraceae. Bases 306 to 1595 code for a protein of 429 amino acids.
CGUAAAUUCCAAAGGACUCUGGAAUAGUAAAAUUUCUAAAUCAUUGGUAAGAUCAUUCGAAAUAGAUUUUAGAAAAAAAAUCAGUGGGUGAAUCAUACUUUUGUUUUAUGCUGCAGAUAAAAAGAUUUAAUAAUUUAAGUUGUACCUAUAAGCUAUAAGUAAUUAUAAUUCUGGAUUAAUACUUUUAAGUGAAAGGGUCUGGUCAUUUUGUCAUUUAAAAGUUUUCUUUUGAAACGACAACGAUAUCAUAUCAUAUCCAUCCUUGGUGUUGUUGUAACGGAGGAGAACUGCAAUUUUAAGAUUCAAUGACGACCAACGAUGGUGAUCGUGUUCUGAAUCUUAACAUCAAGAUUGAUGGAGAACCUACUUUGAUUCCUCCAGCAAAGGAAACACCUGGUGGUUUAUAUUUCCUGUCUAACUUCGAUGCUGGAUCAAUCAUGGUUAAAACUAUUCAGUGCUUUAAUUACAAAGCAAUUGACGGCGAAUUAGAUGCUGCUCAAGCUAUCAAAGAUGGUUUAGCGAAAGUUCUUGUCCAUUACUAUCCUCUUGCCGGACGUCUAACAAGGGAAAAACACUUUAUGAUCAAUUGCACAGGCGAAGGUGCUCUAUUUGUUGAGGCUGAGGCCGACUGUACGUUGGAAGAUAUCCAUAGCUACUUCACCAAACCCAAUUCUGCUACUCUCGAGAAGCUUGUUUAUGAUAUUGGUCAUGGCACACAAAAUCCUCCUCUACUUGUGGCUCAGGUAACCAAAUUCAAGUGCGGAGGAUUUGUUUUUGGACUGUGCAUGGAUCACAUAGUCUUUGACGGAAUUGGUGCGAUGGAGUUUGUGAAUUCAUGGGGUGAAGUCACCAGAGGGUUGCCACUGUCGAAUCCACCAUAUCUAGAUCGAACCUUGCUCAAAGCAAGAGACCCACCUACCGUUGAAUUCGUCCAUGGACUUGAACCAAUCGUAGACAUGUCGAACAGCACCUUGGCUGUUUUGGAAGAAGAAAUUCUUAUCAACAAGUCGUUUGUUUUGCCGCCGGGGAAACUAGAACAACUGAAGAAAAAAGCCUUGGAAGAUGGGGUUCUGAAAAGGUGUACUACUUUUGAAGCACUCACCGCUUUCAUGUGGAGAGCUCGAACUCAAUCGUUAAAACUUCAUCAUGAUCAACAAGUAAGGGUACUCUUUACGGUUGAUGGGCGGUCUAGAUUAGAACCGCCGUUGCCAAAAGGAUACUUCGGAAAUGCAGCUGUGUUUGUGAGUUGCCAGUUUAGCGCGAGGGAGUUGACAGACAACCCAUUGUCAUCAACAGUAGAGCGAAUUCAAGAAGCCAUAAAAUCUGUGACAAACGAUUACAUUAGAUCAACCUUGGAUUUUUUCGAGGAAAAAAUGGAAUGGAAGCCUUUAACGUAUACCAUUUUCUUGAAUGCUUGGUCUAGGCUAGGAUUUCAUAAUGUGGAUUUCGGUUGGGGAGAACCUAUUUACUCAGGCCCUUUAAGUGUCGCUAAAGAUAUGGUUUUGUUCUUGCCUCAUGGGAAAGCCAUAAAUGUAUGUCUUAGUUUGCCUGCUUCAACUAUGAAAAUCUUUCAAGAACUAAUCGACCAAGUCUAGCGGGAAGGGAUAUAUGUACCUAGAGUGUAAACUCUAUGGUCAUUGAACAUGAGAUUUUUAAUAAUCCUGGCCGGUAAGUGUCACUGAAAAGUGAAAAGUGAAAACCAUUUUUCUCUUUGGCGAGAUACCUUAAUUUUCUUAUGUGUACUUUUUAUUUGUUUACUUGGCUGCAUAAAAAAGAAAAAGAAAAAGAAAGUGUAUCCAUCAAUGUAUUUUUAUUUUGUGUGAAGUUUGAUUUUGGAUGAAUUUGAGAGACGUACCUUUGAAAGUAGCUGGUUUGUAACUUUGUAUAUGCCGUCGGAUCAAAAUCCAAAAUCAUAUUCGUGAUGAA